AUGAAACACCUCCUCGGGGUCAGUCUGACUCUUGUCGGCUUUCUCACGUCACAUGGGCUCGCCAGAGUCGUCAGCAAAGAUCAGGAGUGUGUUUCCGCUGUCUUUGGUAUUGUCGGAGGUCUCAACUUCGAAGGCAUAGGCUACGGCAACUACUACUUGGGAGUCUGCCAGAACCCGCUAAAAGUUGUCUCCAUCUACGCCAUCUCCAAGACCUAUUGCUCAUCCAAUGACCUAGGCCCCGGUUUCGAAUACCUCAACUGGGCCUGCCUACAAUAUGCCGGCGCUGGACUUAUACCAGAGGCAGAUGUGGCUGUCAAUUUGACUGAUGAAGCAAUAAGCCGCUAUCCUAUCCUUGAUCAGAAGGAUGUAAUCGUUCCGAAGAAUCUCACGAUGCCAGUUCUGAUUACGCGAGAUUGGUUCGACUUGGGUUUCCGUACGGAGGACACAUGGGAUUAUGAGCUACGUACGCACCCGACAUAUGGGUGGGCUAUGUACGGAUUCUGGGGUGGUAUUCUCCUCAUCGGAACCCUACGUCGACUCAUCACCUACAUCAUCGAAAGCCGAUUAUCUCCAUUGUCCACCGAUCCUGAAGACCUUGGAGCAGCGGAUAGUCGCGAGAAACCAACAGCAGGAACCAAGUCGCUUACAUAUAUGUACUCACGAAUCCGCAAGCACCUUACUAUUCCAAGCGGUUUACCUCCGUAUCACAGCCAACUCUUGUUCGGAUGCACCAUACCAACUCGUAUCGAGUCACUCGUUAUUAUCUCAUGUUGGAUCCUCAAUUUCGUUCUUUGCUGCGUAAACUACCGUGGAUUCGAGGGUAACCUAUACUGGUCUGCGGUGUCACCUCAAAUAUGGCGAUACAUAUCCGAUCGAGCGGGCAUCAUCGCUUACGCCAACCUGCCGUUGAUGUGGAUGUUCAGCGGCCGUAACAAUAUCUUCAUCUGGCUAACAGGCUGGUCAUUUUCUACAUUCAAUCUCUUCCACAGGCAUAUCGCUCGCAUCGCAACGUUGCAGGCCAUCAUUCAUUCCGUUGGAUACACAGUAUUCUAUUUCGAAAUUGAAGGAGCGGAAGGUUACAAGUUACAAUGGCAUGAUGCUUGGUUCUACCUAGGAGCUGUGGCAACGAUUGCGAUGAGUAUUCUUGUCUUCUCUUCCUUCAGUUGGUUCCGACGCAGGAUAUAUGAUUCCUUUCUUCUGCUCCAUAUCCUUCUAUCCGUCGUGUUAAUUGUCGCUCUCUUCUACCACACGUCUAUUUUCCUUGGGGAGUAUAAUGGAUAUCUAUGGCCUCUCGUUGCUAUCUGGAGCUUCGACCGCUUCCUAAGAAUUAUUCGAGUAGUCUACUGCAAUCUCCAUUUUCAACUACGCAAGAAGACACUCCAUCGUAGUACCGUCACCAUUUCCUACGACCAAGACGCGAAUUUCAUCCAGAUUGAUAUCAACACGCAUGUAAAGCCAGGGCCUGGCAAGCACUACUAUCUCUACCAGCCCUUCCGCUUCACUGGCUGGGAGAAUCACCCUCUAACUUUGGCCUAUUGGAGCCAGUCUGCGGUAGAAACCAGCCAAAGCCAGCAAAGAGAUAACACAACAGAUACGCCUUCAAAAACCGCAGAUGUUUCUAUUGUAACACCAUCCGAGGCCGGUCCGCUACAUACCGCCAUUGAAGGCGAAUAUCUCCUCUCUUUCUGGAUUCGCCCAUAUGAUGGUUGGACUCGCCAUCUCCGUGACCAGUGUCUCAAGUCCCAGCCUCUAUCCAAGCUCCCUUCGGUCAUUACAGACACUAUCCUUCUUGAAGGCCCUUACGGCAUCGCAGAGCCUCUCUGGACUUUUGACGAGGUCCUUCUUAUUGCAGGCGGAUCGGGCAUCACGGCCAUGGUUCCGUACAUACUUGACCACGUCGCAAGAACCGACUCGUCCAAUAAAUCGAGCCAGACACGCAUACGUGGACUGACACUGAUUUGGACCAAUCCCAAAGAAGCCUUUAUCCGUCGGAUUGCCCAGCGUGAACUCGCGGCGGCACUUAAAAGAGACGAUGUCCGGUAUGAGUUUUACUGCACAGACUCUGCAAAGGUCGAGGUUGGCUCGUUACCUUCACCGUCGAUAGAUGAAAUUCCAAUUGGAGAUGCCGAAAAAGGUGCUACGGAAAGCGGUGUAUUAAAAGGCAAAGAGGAGACAGACAUAUCUGAAUCGGCAGAUGGUGCUGACAAGGCCGGUUCUUUGUCUAUCACAAUGUGCAGGCCUGAUAUCUCGGCAAUCAUUGAGAAGGCAGCGGUCUCUGCUACCGAGUCCGGAUCAAGGCUUGCUGUGUUCUCUUGCGGGCCAGGUGGGAUGUCCGAUCACGCAAGAGAGGCGACGUAUCGGGUUAUACGUCAACAGAACAAUUCUGUUGAGUAUUUUGAAGAAUCAUUCGGGUGGUAG
Messenger RNA from Trichoderma harzianum CBS 226.95, 2418 nucleotides. RefSeq lists its product as hypothetical. Bases 1 to 2418 code for a protein of 805 amino acids. Gene Ontology annotation, cellular component: plasma membrane. Gene Ontology annotation, molecular function: ferric-chelate reductase activity. The transcript has 7 exons. Gene Ontology annotation, biological process: iron ion transport; intracellular iron ion homeostasis; copper ion import. NCBI's taxonomy places the organism in Eukaryota, Fungi, Ascomycota, Sordariomycetes, Hypocreales, Hypocreaceae. The record is from RefSeq and is a predicted model, not a curated record.